CAGGGCGGCAAUAUUUCCCUAUCCUCCGGAUAUCAGGCUCUAUUGCCAGUUAUGAUAACCUGCCCCGUAUCCCGGGUGGUCACUUGAUAUCACGCCCCCCAGCACCGCUCGGUUGUGCCGAAAAUAUAAACCUCGAACUUCGCUCGAUGCUAUCGUAGAUUCCUUGUGUUAGGAAACGUUCGGCCUCUACAGUACCGUCGCAACGAAAUCCGUAAUCAUGGCCCCUUCAGCCAUCAACGGCAGUGCGUACAGCGCAUCCAACGGGGUGCACGAGGAUUCGAGAGCUCCUACUAACGGAUACACCAACGGACAUGCCAACGGACACGCCAAUGGUCACUCCAAUGACCAUUCUACUGACAGCUCUGUCAACGGCAAUGGCCAUGUUCUAGUAGACGAGUACGCUGUAAACGGGAGCGGGAACGGCUUCGGGCCGGUCAACGGUGAUUCCCACGCCAACGGGAACCACGAAGCACCCUUUGGCCAGACGAACGGCCGUCGAGUUGGCCAGAGCAAUGGCCACAGUAAUGGCCACAACAUCGGUACCAAUGGAACUAACGGCUUCAAUGGUGUCAACGGAGACCACACUCCGUCCAAGGAGAAGGGGGUGCCCAUUGCCAUAGUAGGAAUGUCCUGUCGGCUCCCGGGAAGUGUUGCGAGUCCGGCAGAAUUUUGGGAGAUGUGUGCUCGAGCUCGUAGCGGCUACUCAGAGAUACCAAAGGAGAGGUUCAACACAGCCAGCUUCUAUCAUCCCAACCCUGGGAAGGCCGGGUCUCACAACCCAGUCGGCGGUCAUUUUCUCAACACAGACCUUGCCGCCUUUGAUGCGCCUUUCUUCAGCUUGACAGAGAAGGAGGCCAUAUCGAUGGACCCCCAGCAGCGCUUGCUUCUAGAAUGCACGUUCGAAGCACUGGAAAAUGCUGGCAUCCCAAAGCACACCAUCGUUGGAAAAGACGUUGGCGUGUUUGUGGGCGGAUCGUUCCCCGAAUAUGAAUCGCACCUCUUCAGAGAUACUGACACCAUUCCCAUGCACCAGGCCACAGGUUGCGCAUAUGCGAUGCAAUCUAACAGAAUAUCUCACUUUUUCGAUCUAAGGGGACCCAGCUUCACUACAGAUACAGCAUGUUCGUCGAGUCUAGUCGCAUUGCAUGUAGCUUGCCAGAGUCUGCGCACUGGCGAGUCAAAUAUGGCGAUCGUCGGUGGAUGCCAUCUCAACACGUUGCCGGAGUUUUGGAUUUCGUUUUCCAAGUCGCGGCUCUUUUCAGAUUCAGGCCGGUCGUUUUCAUUCGACAGCAGAGGCACUGGAUUUGGCCGCGGUGAAGGGUGCGGUAUGGUGGUUCUCAAGCCCCUCGAGCAGGCUCGAAAGGACAACGACCAGAUUAGAGCGAUCAUCGUCGGGAGCGGCAUUAACCAGGAUGGAAGAACUCCUGGCAUCACGAUGCCCUCCGGCGAGGCACAAGAGGUUUUAAUGCGCCAAGUGUACAAGAAUGCCGGCAUAAAUCCUGCUGAUUGCGGCUUCGUCGAGGCGCACGGAACAGGAACACGUGUAGGAGAUCCCAUCGAAGCGACAGCAAUUCAUAAUAUCUUCGGCGCUGGCAGGACACCUAGAGAUCCUCUCUACAUCGGUUCUGUGAAGUCGAAUAUCGGGCAUCUAGAGGGGGCGUCUGGCAUCGUGGCAGUUAUUAAGUCCGCAUUGAUGCUCGAGCGAGGUUUUAUCCUACCAAAUUACGAUUUCAAAUAUCCGAACGAGAAGAUCCCCUUCAAAGAGUGGCAUCUGAAGGUUCCCGUCACCCAGCGGCCGUGGCCUCGAAAUAAGAAGUACAUCAGCGUCAAUAACUUCGGGUUCGGCGGUACCAAUGCCCACGUUGUUCUCGAAAAGAUUCCCUUUACGCAGAGGGGACCCAAGAACGACGCCGACCUGAAGAAGGACUCGGACAGGAAACUCUUCGCCAUCACAGCCAACGACAAGAACACGCUAGAAGCGGUCUUGAAGGCCUUGGUAAUCUACCUGGAGCAGAGGCCUGAGAUGUUCCAGAAGGAUUUAAUGGCGGACGUUGCGUACACCCUGGGCCAACGGAGAUCGCAUUUGCAGUGGAGGAUCGCCAUCCCGGCGCUCAGGUCAUUUGACCUGAUCGAUGCUAUCAACAGCCAGAAGUAUUCCCCUGGAAAGGAAGUCGAUACUCUCAGAAUUGGUUUCAUCUUCACUGGCCAGGGUGCUCAGUGGUAUGGCAUGGGCCGAGAACUCUACGAGAGGUAUCCUGUCUUCACUAAGGCCAUUGACUAUGCCGACGAAUGCCUGCGAGCCCUCGGCGCGUCUUGGUCGCUUGUUGAGGAAUUGAGUAAGGACGAAAAGACCUCUGCUGUCGGAGCCGCCCACAUAAGCCAGCCGUCAUGCACAGCAAUCCAGCUCGCUCUGGUCGACCUCAUGCGAGCAUGGGGCAUCAAACCCACAGCAGUAGCCGGUCACUCUAGUGGGGAGAUUGGAGCAGCCUAUGCCGCGGGCGUGUUGACAUUCGAAUCGUGUAUGUCUAUCGCCUACCACCGCGGUCGCCUGGUUCCCGUAUUGAAGGACAGGUACCCCGGAUUGAAAGGCUCCAUGAUGGCUGUCGGUGGCAGCAAAGAAGAGUUCGAGCCACUCAUCGCGGGACUGAAAGACGGCGAGGUCAGGAUUGCAUGCUAUAAUAGCCCUUCUAGUCUCACCAUCUCUGGGGACGAGGCCGGGAUCGACGAGCUGAAGAAGCUCGUGGAGGAGAAGCAACUGUUCAACAGGAAACUCUUCGUCGACACAGCUUACCAUUCGCACCAUAUGAACCUCCUCGCGAAGGAUUACCAGGCCUCUAUUAAUGACCUCGAAGGACCUGUUAAUACGGAGGUCCGAUUCCACUCUUCUCUUCUCGGUCGACGUAUCGAUGGCACAGAACUCGAGUCUUCUUACUGGGUUCAGAACCUCACGUGCCCUGUGAAGUUCAACGAAGCAGUCCAGAGCAUGCUGCAGCCCAUUGACGGCCACCGGACCGGUGUUAACAUGCUGCUCGAGCUGGGACCCCAUUCAGCUCUUCAAGGACCCCUUAAGCAGAUCCUGAAGGAGGUCGGUGGUGAUGCGGCCAAGAUCCCGUAUGCGUCCGCCCUCUCGCGGAAGAAGGAUGCUGUAGAGACCGCCCUGGAAGUUGCUGGGACUCUCUUCACCAAGGGCGCUCAUCUCGACUUUGAAGCCAUCAACUUCCCCGUCUCCACAAAGCCUCCGAUGCUUCUUAGCGACCUGCCACGAUACCCCUGGAACUACUCGGCCAAGUACUGGCAUGAGUCUCGUAUGACGCAAAUGCACAAGAACAGAACCGCUCCACGCAACGAUAUACUAGGAACCCUCGCCAAUUACUCUAACGACCUCGAGCCUACGUGGAGGAAUAUCGUCCGCUUAGAUGAUCUACCUUGGCUAGAGCACCACAAAAUCCAGUCCCUGACAAUAUUCCCCUUAUCUGGAUACAUUUCUAUGGCCGUCGAGGCAGCGUUCCAGCGAGCCAGCGCAUCGAAUGUUCACUUUGACAAGUUCGAGUUGCGCGAUGUAUCUGUCAAUGCCCCUCUAGUUAUCCCCGACGAGGACGUUGAGAUGACCACGACCCUGAGGCCUCACCAAGAAGGAACCCUGGUUUCUUCUGAAGUCUGGGAUGAAUUCCGCAUCUGCUCGUGGACCAAGAGCAAAGGAUGGAAGGAACAUUGCAAGGGACUGAUCGCUGUCCAGGCUCACGAGUCGAACGGCGUGGAUGAUGCCAGGCAGAGCUUGGCGUCGCGGAUCCAUUUGCAAUCAACCAUUGCUGAUAUCAAUGCUGCGGCAUCCUCGGCCGUCGCUAUGCCCAAGCUCUACGACGACCUUUCUGAGGUGGGAGUAUCGUAUGGCCCGACUUUCCAGGGAGUCAGCAAUUGCCAGGCCUCUAGCACCUGCUCCCGUGCAGACCUCCUCGUCCCUGACGUAGCCAAGGAGAUGCCUAACCACUUCGUGACCGACACUGUCAUCCAGCCCUCAUUCCUUGAGUCGCUCAUCUCCAUGUACUGGCCAAUUGCAAGCUCUGGGCAGGAAUCCCUUGACACGAUAUACCUGCCAUCUUCUGUGUCGAGUAUCUCUAUCUCGAAGGAUAUCAUUCAGGCUACCAAGACUCCAGGCCAGGACUUCAAGGCCUACUGUCUCGGAUCCAUACCCACCGACAGCCCCAGGCCAACGAAGAUGAGCAUUUUCGCAACCUCAGAGACUAACCUCGCCGAGCCUCUCAUUAAACUGGAUGAGUUGACCAUCGCUCCUAUCCUAGACCGCGAGGCGCAACCCGGGCUUGAGGCCCACCGUGAGCUCUGCUACAAGUUCGACUGGGAACCCAUCCUCGAACCCUUAUCGGCCGAGAACAAUAGCAAGCUGGAGUGGGAACCGAUGGGCGUUGAUGAACUUCCCGACGCCGAUAUUGAGAUUGUCUAUGGAGACGGCACACUACAGACCCAAGUCGCCUUCAUGUUAGCGGAGGCUCUGCAGCAUAUAACCGGAAAGCUGCCAAAUACCUCUAGUCUUCUGGAAUGUCAGGCCGAGAAUAAGCUUCUCAUCUUCUUGCCGGAAAUUAAUAAGCCGCUUCUGUCACAACUGAAGGAGGAUGAAUUCAACGCCCUACAAAGGAAUCUAACCACGGUACAAGGCGCGCUAUGGGUUGUUCGAGGCGCAUAUGACCGCUCUACAUCGCCGGAUCUUAAUAUGAUCUUGGGUCUCAGCAGGACCAUCCGAUCGGAAACGUUACUGCCAUUCGCUACCCUGGAUCUCGACGGCCGAACGGAACUAUUAAGUGACCGCGUUGCGGAGGCCAUCCUCAGGGUCUUCACAGCAGUGUUCAAUAAGAAAACCACUCUGAACGGCGAGCUAGAAUUUAUCGAGAAAAGCGGCUCGUUCUUCACACCCCGCAUCAUCAACGACCCCGAGAUGAACGAGCUCGUCCAUCAGGAGACGAGGCCGUCGGCCCUACAACCAGUUCAGUUUAUGCAGACGGAUCGACGGCUCAAGAUGGCCAUUACUGAUGCUGGCGCCCUGGACACGUUACACUUCGUCGACGACCUAGUCGCUGAGGCCCCGCUUAAUGGCGAAGAUAUCGAAAUCAAGGUCCACGCCGUCGGUGUCAACCAUAGAGAUCUCACGGCGGCCCACGGCAAGCUCGCAACACACGACUUUGGUAUAGAAGCCAGUGGUGUGGUUACCGCAGUCGGGAAGGACGUCAAGACCUUCGCCAUUGGUGACCGUGUCGCAGCCAUUACGAAGAGUGCCUUCGCAACAACCACCCGAACCAAGGCCACUUUUGCAUUCAAGCUCCCGUCUGACAUGCAGUUCGAGGAGGGAGCAACUCUCCCUCUAGCGUACAGCACCGCCUACUACUCUCUAGUAGAGCUUGGUCGGCUGAACGAGGAUGAGACUGUGCUGAUCCACGCCGCCGCUGGCGCCGUCGGCCAAGCCGCCAUCUCGCUCGCCCAGAUGAUCGGCGCGAAGGUGUUCGCCACGGUCGGCAGCCCGGAGAAGAAAGAGUUCCUCAUGAAGGAGUACGGCCUGCCGGAGGGCCGCAUCUUCUACAGCCGGAACAUCUCGUUCGGCAACGCCGUGCGCCAGGCGACCCACAACCUCGGCGUCGACGUCGUCCUCAACUGCCUCGCCGGCGACGGCCUGCGGGAGAGCUGGAAUUGCCUGAACAAGUUCGGUCGUCUGAUCGACAUCGGCGCCCGAGAUACCAACACGAGCACGAGGCUGGAGAUGACGCAGUUCGAGCACAACGCCAGCUUCAUGACGGUCGACAUCGUCGCCGUCGCGGCCGAGCGGCCCAAGCUCAUGCAGCGAUUGCUCUCCAACGUGGCGAAGCUCAUGCGCUACGGCAAAAUACGGCCCGUCUCUCCCGUCACCGUCUUCCCCAUAUCUGAGGUUGAGUCCGCGCUUAAGACGCUCCACGGCGCCAAGUCCCACGGUAAGCUGGUCGUCGUGCCGCAUGCCCACGACGUCGUUAAGGCCACCCCGCCGAGGAAACCUGCACAGCUGCUCAAGGCGGAUGCUACCUACAUCCUCAUCGGCGGCACUGGAGGUCUCGGCCGCAGCAUGGCCCGGUGGAUGGUUAGCCGGGGCGCGCGACACCUGGUCCUCGUAUCCAGGAGCGGCAGCGCGACCGGCAAGGUGAAGGAUCUCAUCGACGAGGCGGCUGCCGCUGGGGCUGAGAUCGUUGUGCGGCGGUGCGACGUGGCCAACCCCGUAUCCGUCGAAGAUCUGGUCAGGAACGGUCUGCAGGGUCUACCCGCUGUCAGGGGCGUCAUCCACGGCGCCAUGGUUCUACGCGACGUCUUAUUCGAGAAAAUGACCUACGACCAGUACACGACCGUGAUCGAGUCCAAGGUCCAGGGCGCGUGGAACUUCCACAACGCACUGGCGGAUGCGCCGCUUGACUUCUUCGUGGCCAUCUCGUCGGUCGCGGGCGCGGUCGGCAACCGGGGGCAGGCGGCGUACGCGGCGGCCAACUGCUUCCUGGACGCGUUCGUGCAGUACCGGCUCGCGCGGGGGCUGCCGGCGUCGGCGCUCGCGCUCACCGCCAUCUCGGACUCGGGAUACCUGGCCGAGGACCUCGCCAAGGCCGCCGAGGUGGCCAAGAACCUCGGCAGCGACACCAUCUGCGAGGCCGAGGUGCUCGCCCUGCUCGGCGCCGCCGUCGCCGGCCGCCUCGCCGCCUGCAGCAACCACGUCAUCACCGGCAUGCGCAUCACGCCCUCCAUGCAGCCCUUCUGGACCGCCGACGCCAAGUCCAAGCACCUGCGCGCGGCCGCCGAAGCGGCCGCCGCCGCCGAGGCCGCGGCCAACGGCGGCGCCGCCCGCGCCGUCUCCUACAACGCCGCCCUCAAGGCGUCCAAGUCGCUCGAGGAGGCCGAGGCCGUCGUCUGCGACGGCCUCGUGCACAAGCUCGCGGCCGUCAUGAUGAUGGAGCUCGAGGACCUCGACGUGACGCGCUCGCUGUCGCACUACCCGCUGGACUCGCUCGUCGCCAUCGAGAUCCGCAACUUCAUCACGCGCGAGUUCGAGGCUACCCUCCAGGUGCUCGAGCUGCUGUCGAGCGGCUCCAUCCAGACCCUGUCCAAGGCUGUCUGCGUCAAGAGCAAGCUGGUUAACUUCUGAAGGACAGGAGAAAAGGGACAACCAGAGGCGGAACACGAACACCAUCGAUGGAUGAGAAGACUGCUAUUUGGAGGACCGGUCCCCACUUAACCCUUUGUUUCCUCUACACCCCGUACCCGACACGUCUCAUGUUCUUAUAUGAUCCUAUGAUAUACAAACGAAUCGGGGGACCCGCGACAUGUAGAAUGAGUCGUUGAUGUUUGUAUACAAGUACCUUACAUGUUUCCUUAACCCCUUCGGUGGCUUAAUCUGUUCGCAAUUUUGGGCAUGGCAAUCUUGAUUUUCUUAGUUCACGUAUUCUUUUCGAAAGUUCAAUGAAUAGAUUCAUAGUAAAUCUAGCCACUCUCGAGUUUCUGCUAUGUCGUUCGCUAUACCGCGCG
Molecule: messenger RNA, 7542 nt
Organism: Durotheca rogersii
Lineage: Eukaryota; Fungi; Ascomycota; Sordariomycetes; Xylariales; Xylariaceae
Exons: 6
Coding region: 218-7162 (2314 amino acids)
Biological process (GO): secondary metabolite biosynthetic process; fatty acid biosynthetic process
Molecular function (GO): phosphopantetheine binding; oxidoreductase activity; 3-oxoacyl-[acyl-carrier-protein] synthase activity
Source: RefSeq, a predicted model, not a curated record